Tuber melanosporum (Perigord truffle) is the source of this 3442-nucleotide messenger RNA. RefSeq lists its product as uncharacterized. Gene Ontology annotation, molecular function: P-type proton-exporting transporter activity; ATP binding; ATP hydrolysis activity. NCBI's taxonomy places the organism in Eukaryota, Fungi, Ascomycota, Pezizomycetes, Pezizales, Tuberaceae. The coding region runs from base 399 to 3188 and encodes 929 amino acids. Gene Ontology annotation, biological process: proton export across plasma membrane; regulation of intracellular pH. Gene Ontology annotation, cellular component: plasma membrane. The record is from RefSeq and is a predicted model, not a curated record. The transcript has 4 exons.
GCGUGAUUCGACCAGCCCCGAAAGAUCCUCAAAAUCUUUUCCAGGCAAUCGCGGAGACGGUGCGUGUGGGCAAUUCCUCGGGUGUCUCCUCCACGGCUUCACGCAAUUCGGUGUUGUGUGUCGCUUCCGACGGGUUGAUUCUACCAGCAUUUGGUGCUCCAAUCGAGACGAAAAAAGAAUAGAUCGCAAUUUAUCUCGACCACCUCUCCCCUCAAACCUUUCACCCCAAUUACCCUCCCUCCCUCACUCUCUCCCCUCUUAACUCUUCGCCCCUCUCAUCUCUCCCUCACCACCACCACCAAUACACCCUCCACUGUUAUAAGAACAACACCUUUCUUCCCAUCCAUCCGUCAGCAAUUGAUCGAACAAACAACCUUUCGUCGCAUUGAUAUUUCACCAUGUCGAAUACCGUGGCUGAACACACGCCUUCGGGCGAUCAUCACAUCCGUACCGACUUUCCCUCUGCUCAAUUCGACUCUGAGAAGCAGCCGAUUGAUGAGAAGCCUGGAAUCGAGGGAAUUCCUCUGGAUGAUGAGGACGAUGAGGAUAUUGAUGGACUUAUUCAGGAACUUGAAUCCCUUGAUGGCCAUGACGAAGAGUUUGAGGAGAGUGACGCCGCUCCCGGCUCUAGUGCUCGUCCGGUGCCGGAGGACCUCCUCCAGACCGACACCCGCACUGGUCUUACCUCCGUCGAGGUUGAUCAGCGCCGUAAAAAGUAUGGUCUCAAUCAGAUGAAGGAAGAGAAGGAGAACCUCAUUCUCAAGUUUCUCAUGUACUUUGUUGGUCCGAUUCAGUUCGUCAUGGAGGCGGCUGCCAUUCUUGCUGCCGGUCUCCAGGAUUGGGUCGAUUUUGGUGUCAUUUGUGCUCUUUUGUUGCUCAACGCUUGCGUUGGUUUCAUUCAAGAAUUCCAGGCUGGUUCUAUUGUCGAUGAAUUGAAAAAGACUCUCGCUUUGAAAGCUGUUGUCCUCCGGGAAGGCCGUCUCUUUGAGAUUGAGGCACCGCAAGUCGUGCCCGGCGAUAUCCUACAGAUCGAAGAGGGAACCAUUAUUCCCGCUGACGGUCGCAUCGUUACGGAAGACGCUUUCCUCCAGGUCGAUCAAUCUGCCAUCACUGGUGAAUCUCUUGCUGUUGACAAGCACAAGGGCGAUCAAUGUUAUGCUUCUUCUUCUAUCAAGCGUGGUGAGGCCUUUAUGGUCGUCACUUCCACCGGUGACAACACUUUCGUCGGACGCGCCGCCGCUCUGGUUAAUGCUGCCUCCGCUGGUACCGGUCAUUUCACUGAAGUCCUUAACGGUAUCGGAACUGUCCUCCUGGUUCUCGUUAUCUUCACUCUCCUCAUUGUCUGGGUUUCCUCCUUCUAUCGAUCCAAUGGCAUCGUCACCAUCUUGGAAUUCACUCUUGCUAUCACUAUCAUUGGUGUCCCCGUCGGUCUUCCAGCCGUCGUUACCACGACCAUGGCUGUCGGUGCUGCUUAUCUCGCCAAGAAGCAGGCUAUCGUCCAGAAGUUGAGCGCUAUUGAGUCCUUGGCUGGUGUUGAAAUUCUUUGCUCCGACAAGACUGGUACCCUCACCAAAAACAAACUCUCUCUCGCCGAGCCAUAUACCGUCGAGGGCGUCGAGGCUGACGAUCUCAUGCUUACCGCCUGCUUGGCCGCUUCCCGCAAGAAGAAGGGUCUUGAUGCUAUCGACAAGGCUUUCUUGAAGUCUCUCCGCUUCUACCCUCGUGCUAAGGGCGUCCUCUCCCACUACAAGGUUCUUGAGUUCCACCCCUUUGACCCUGUCUCCAAGAAGGUUACCGCUAUUGUCCAGUCUCCCCAAGGUGAACGAAUUGUCUGUGUCAAGGGUGCGCCUCUCUUCGUUCUCCGCACUGUUGAGGAAGACCACCCCGUCCCCGAGGACAUUGCCAACAACUACAAGAACAAGGUCGCUGAAUUCGCCACUCGUGGUUUCCGUUCUCUCGGUGUUGCUCGCAAGCGUGGUGAAGGCCAUUGGGAAAUUCUCGGUAUUAUGCCUUGCUCUGAUCCUCCUCGUCACGAUACCGCCAAGACCAUUAAUGAGGCCAAGACUCUCGGUUUGUCCAUCAAGAUGUUGACUGGUGAUGCUGUUGGUAUUGCUCGUGAAACUUCCCGCCAGCUCGGUCUUGGUACCAACGUCUACAAUGCCGAAAGGCUUGGUCUUAGCGGUGGCGGUGAUAUGCCUGGUUCUGAGGUCUAUGAUUUCGUUGAGGCAGCCGAUGGUUUCGCCGAGGUUUUCCCUCAACACAAGUACAAUGUCGUCGAGAUUCUCCAGCAACGUGGAUACUUGGUUGCCAUGACUGGUGACGGUGUUAACGAUGCUCCCUCCCUUAAGAAGGCCGAUACUGGUAUUGCUGUCGAGGGUGCUUCCGAUGCUGCCCGUUCCGCUGCGGAUAUUGUUUUCUUGGCUCCUGGUCUCUCUGCCAUCAUUGAUGCUCUCAAGACUUCCCGCCAGAUUUUCCACCGAAUGUAUGCCUACGUUGUCUACCGCAUUGCCUUGUCACUCCACUUGGAGAUAUUUUUGGGUCUCUGGAUUGCCAUUUUGAACGAGUCCCUCAACUUGAACCUUGUUGUCUUUAUCGCCAUCUUUGCCGAUAUUGCUACCUUGGCCAUCGCCUACGACAAUGCGCCCUUCUCCAAGUCUCCUGUCAAGUGGAACCUGCCCAAGCUCUGGGGCAUGUCUAUCCUUCUCGGUCUUGUCCUUGCUAUUGGUACCUGGAUUGCACUUACCACUAUGUUCGCCGGCGGAAGUGAUGAUCGCGGUAUCGUUCAGAACUUUGGUAAUCGUGAUGAGGUCUUGUUCUUGGAGAUUUCCCUCACUGAGAACUGGCUUAUCUUCAUUACUCGCGCCAACGGUCCUUUUUGGUCCUCUAUUCCUUCUUGGCAAUUGUCUGGUGCCAUCUUGCUCGUUGAUAUCAUUGCUACUCUCUUCACCAUCUUCGGUUGGUUUGAGAACAGCGAACAGACCAGCAUCGUCGCCGUCGUCCGUAUUUGGAUCUAUUCUUUUGGUAUUUUCUGUGUCUUGGGCGGUGUUUACUAUCUCCUCCAAGACUCUGUUGCAUUUGAUAACUUCAUGCAUGGAAAGACCCCGAAGAAGGACUCGAAGAAGCGGUCCUUGGAGGACUUUGUUGUCUCGUUGCAGCGUGUCUCAACCCAACACGAGAAGUCAUCAUAAUAGAAGGCGUGUUGGUGCUAUGCUUUUCAUUUGGUGUUGAUUUUUUUUUUUUGUAUACACUAAAGGGGCACUGCCUUGUUGCUGAACAAUUGACGGUUCUCCUUGUAGAGUUUAAAAGAAAAGUGUGGAAGGGAAUUUUUUUUUUUGUCUAAUGUGUAUGAAGAAACGGGACUGUCAAUAGCUGUAUUAUGCAUUGUAGAAAUUGGGUUUCAUGUUUUCCUUUAGCUACUUGAAUUAAGCUCUGGUGUUCUAUA